Pelodiscus sinensis (Chinese soft-shelled turtle) is the source of this 3530-nucleotide messenger RNA. RefSeq names its product annexin A4 (gene ANXA4). The record is from RefSeq and is a predicted model, not a curated record. Gene Ontology annotation, cellular component: vesicle membrane; plasma membrane; cytoplasm. NCBI's taxonomy places the organism in Eukaryota, Metazoa, Chordata, Testudines, Trionychidae. Gene Ontology annotation, molecular function: calcium-dependent phospholipid binding; phosphatidylserine binding; calcium ion binding.
GGGAAGUGCCUGGCUCCUGGCCGGGAUACGUGGAGCCAGGGACGGGCUAUUUCCACAGGGCCCGGGAAAGGGGCCAAUGUAUCCCCGCCUCCCGCCCCCGACACAGGGCGCGUCCUGCCCUGACGAGCCGAGCCAGCAGCGCUCUCGCGAUUAGUCUCCUUCCCCGUCACACGAGCGGAAGCCUCGGGCUCUGGGCAGCGGAUAAGCAUCUGUUUGGGGACCUUGAACUUCAAAUAUUAACUGAACACCAUGGCGAAGACUGGAAACCGGGGCACAAUCAAGCCGGCCUUGGGAUUCAGUCCUGAGGAAGAUGCACAGAAACUAAGGAAAGCCAUGAAGGGCCUUGGUACGGAUGAAGAUGCCAUCACUGAUAUUGUGGCCAAUAGGAGUAUAUCUCAACGGCAGCAAAUUUUAAUCACCUAUAAGUCCACGAUUGGCAGGGAUUUGAUUGGUGAUUUGAAGUCUGAGCUGAGUGGGAGCUUUGAGAAGGUGAUUAUCGGAUUGAUGACUCCCAUCACGCUGUACGACGUGCAGGAACUGAAGAGGGCCAUGAAGGGCGCGGGGACAGAUGAGGGCUGCCUGAUCGAAAUUCUGGCUUCUCGUUCUGGUGAAGAAAUCCAGCGCAUUAACGAGACCUACAAACGUCAAUAUGGCACCACCCUUGAAAAAGACAUUGUGUCAGACACAUCUUCCGUGUUCCGGCGCGUGCUGGUGUCUCUAGCGACAGGAAACAGGGACGAGAGCCACUACGUGGAUGCAGGCCUUGCUCAGCAGGAUGCCCAGUGCUUGUAUGAAUCUGGGGAAAAGAAGUGGGGGACGAAUGAAGGACAAUUUAUGACCAUCCUCUGUUCAAGAAAUAGAAAUCAUCUAUUACAGGUCUUCGAUGAAUACAAAAGGAUUGCUAAGAAGGACAUUACAGAAAGCAUUAAAUCUGAGAUGUCAGGGGACCUGGAAGAUGCCUUAUUAGCUGUGGUAAAAUGCAUAAGGAAUAAGCAUGCAUACUUUGCUGAAAGAUUAUACUAUUCCAUGAAGGGUUUAGGGACGGAUGAUGAUACGCUCAUUCGAGUGAUGGUGUCACGCUGUGAAGUUGAUAUGUUGGAUAUUAGGCAUGAAUUCAAGAGAAUGUAUGGGAAAUCUCUCUACUCCUUCAUCAAGGGAGACACUUCUGGAGACUAUAGGAAAGUUCUACUCUUGCUGUGUGGUGGUGAAGACUAAACCAUGCAAAGCUGAUUGUCAUGGGGAGAAGAGAUACAGAUUAGAGGAGAAACAGAUUUUUUUCCCCAAUAGCUUUAGGUAGCGCUAUUAGAAUUAACUUGGGCUAGUCAGUGCCAAUUGACUCUUAUAUGCUUCUAUUGCUUAAAUUAUGCAAUGGUGCACUAAUUGUGUUACCAGAGCCAGUCAUGCCUUGAACCAGCAUCCAAUGCAGAAUUGCCUGGCUGAAUUACUUCUGCUUGCAGGCUUUGGAAAGACUUCUUGAAGCCAUGUUUGGGAAACAGGAGCACUAGACAUUUUCUAUAAUUUCCAGUUCCAUUCUACAGUUGAGUUAUCUGAACGAGAGAAAGGUAUCUUGCUGCAUAAAGCGAAGGGAUAGCUAACAACCAUCUUGAUUCUGAGCUUAAACCAAAUGCUACUGUAAACCAAAUGCCUUAAUGCUACUGUAACUUGAUUUGUCUGCAAAUGAACACCGCUAGGCCUUAAGGCUUCUCCUCUCUGCUAUUGAACUUACUGACCAACUGAAGUGAGCUGAGGCACAGAAUAUACAAGACUCUUUAUGGGGAAAACAUUAACACUGUUUGUGUGGGAGACGUACAAUCUACAAGCUUAUGCUCUGUUUUCCAGCACAAAGAAAAUCAUUUGUUUAAAAUGCAAGGCAUGUCUAAAUCGAAACACGGCCUUUGUUAGAAGCAAACUAUUAACAUUCCAUGUCACUUUGACUAUUUGUGCAUAUAGAUCAAAAGAUAGGAGCAGCAUGUAAUUUACAAGUGGCAAAUUAGAAACUCUACCUGCCUCAUGGCUAGUCCACACACAGACAUUUUGUAUUAAUAUAACUGUUGGUUAAGGAUGUGACUUAGAGGUAUAUUGGUACAUCCUCUUUUGUGGCUGCAGUUAUAAUGGUUUAAAAGGUGCUUUGUGCUGGAAUAGUUUAUUCCGCUUCCUGUACAGUAACUGCACCCUCAGUUAAGCCCCUUUAGCUACACAAUAUAGUUAAAGCUGCACAACUCUGGUCCACAGACAUGGCCUUGCAUCUAACACCUUUUCUGUGGCUAGCUGACUGCAAGAAGUCACUCUGUUCUGAAACCUAAUUCAUGUUCUCUUUGGUCUGAGGUUAUAUCUUCACUGCAAAAGCUUUGUGUUACAGCAGAAAAACUUAGCUUUCCCUGUCCUGCUGUACAUUUCGGCUACGUCUACACUGGCAUGAUUUUCCGGAAAUGCUUUUAACAGAAAAGUUUUCCGUUAAAAGCAUUUUCGGAAAAGCAUGUCUAGAUUGGCAGGGCGCUUUUCCGCAAAAGCACUUUUUGCGGAAAAGUGUCCGUGGCCAAUCUAGACGCACUUUUCCGCAAAAAAGCCCCGAUCACCAUUUUCGCAAUCGGGGCUUUUUUGCGGAAAACAAAUCUCUGCUGUCUACACUGGCCCUUUUGCGCAAAAGUUUUUCGGAAAAAGACUUUUGCCCGAACGGGAGCAGCAUCGUAUUUCCGCAAAAGCACUGACCAUCUUACAUGAGAUCGUCAGUGCUUUUGCGGAAAUUCAAGCGGCCAGUGUAGACAGCUGGCAAGUUUUUCCGGAAAAGCGGCCAAUGUAGAUGUAGCCUUCUUGUCUAUGUGUAUAACGCUGCUGCAAAAUGGCUGGUGGAGAUGUUUUGUGCUCAUGGGAGAGAGCUCUCUUAUUGGCAUAAAAAAAGUUCAUGUUCAUAGCGCUGUCAGUGUCAUUCAGGGGUGGUUUAUUCACAGGUUGAGCAAUAUGAAUUACGCCGACAUUGCUGUCAUGUAGACAUACCCUUAAUGUGAAUUAAAUAAGGGGAGGCCACACAUCAGCAGAGGUACAGUGCUAAUCUUAUCUACCUCUUGCUCAAAAGUAGUGUCUUAGCCAUACUUUUUACAGUAGGACAGGGCUAGCUAAUGAGUUAGCUGUUUGUUGUGCUGUUUAAAAACAAAGCAAAAAACAUAUUUUGUAGUGAAGUCAUAGACUGAGUGAGGCAGUGUCUUCAGAAGGGAGCAGUGUGGGCUGAGAAUGGAAAUAGAAGGCAGGAUCUAUGGUAUUGUAAACCCAACUCUGCCAUUUGCUUUGUUCCCAUUGACUUGGCCAACAGCAAAACUGGACUCUCUGGCUCUGGUCAAGCCACUGUCUUUCUGUGCCAUACUGAGAGGAGGUUUGUUAGGGUUACUGUCGCACACUAUGUUAGUCUGCUGCUCAAUAAGAAGAAACCACUUAGACUUAUCACUACAGCAGACUCAUAAAUGCCCUCUGGCUUUACAGUAAAAAUGGCUGGCCGGCCGGCCAGUGCUCAAUGUAAUAAACCAAUCGUUUCUUUA